This is a messenger RNA of Schistosoma rodhaini, 654 nucleotides long. The record is from the annotation of a GenBank genome assembly. NCBI's taxonomy places the organism in Eukaryota, Metazoa, Platyhelminthes, Trematoda, Strigeidida, Schistosomatidae.
AUGACGUCUGAACACAUAGGAGUUGUUGAUGCUCUCCCCUACUUUGACAAAGGAUACGAUGAUCCUGGUAUUAGAGAAGCUGCAGCUCUUCUAGUUGAAGAGGAGAUGAAACGAUAUAGACCAACGAAAAAUUAUUUGGAACAUCUUCCUUCUUUAUCUGGUCCUAUUCAAAUGAAAUUUGAGACUGAGGUGAUGAAAGCCGAAUUUGACAGACUGUCUAAUCGUUUGCCUAUGGAGAUGUUAAGUAUGAAACGUUACGAGCUACCCCCACCCCCUGCUGGAAAAAUGACUGAUGUGAAAGCGUGGCAAGAUGCAAUGGAAAACGCUGAAGCACAGUUAGAACACCAAGCAACAAGAAUUGAGAAUUUAGAACUAAUGGCAGAUUAUGGAUGUAAUGCUUGGAAACAAUACAACAAUGUUUUGGAAAGCUCUCUGCAGAUUUACGAAAAGGAGCUCUUAGAAAUAAGGCGAAAAAUUCAGGAAAUAAACUGGCGUCGUAAACAAGAGCAAACAGCUGCUGGAAGACAUCUCAAGGAACUAGAAGAGUCGUGGGUCGGUUUGGUUGGCAAAAACUAUGAAAUUGAGCAAGCCAUACUAGAACUAGAGCAGGAACUAGGUGUAUUUUCAGAACCAAUGGAUAGUGACGACCAGUGA